AUGUCUACUUGGCAACAACAUGCUCUAUCAAAUACUACAGUCAAUAAUCAAAAUCAACUAGUGAAUAAUCAUAUUACAAAUGUUAGAUCAAAUUCAGUAGAAAUCUUGGACAGUUUAGGAGAAAUCAAUCAUAUAUCAAGUCUUUCAGAAGAUUUUGGUAAUCUUUUCAAUCAAUCUGAUUACAGUGAUAUUGAAUUAGUUGUUCAAACCGAACGUUUUUAUGCUCAUCGUGUUAUUUUAGCAGCACGUUCAGAAUAUUUUCGUGCAUUACUUUAUGGUGGUUUACGUGAAUCUCAACAUAAUAAUCAUUCAAUUGAAAUUAAAGAAUGUAAAGCAGCUGCAUUUAAAAUUCUUUUACUAUAUACAUAUACUGGACGUAUUAAUUUAAUCAAAGAGAAAGAAGAUAUUCUACUUGAUUUACUUGGUCUUGUACAUCAAUAUGGUUUUCAACAAUUAGAAACAAGUUUAUCAGUCUAUUUAAAAUCAAUUUUAUCAUUAAAAAAUCACAAUUUAUUGAUAAUCAUGCAAAUGAUAUUAUUAAAACAAAUGAAUUUUUAA
Adineta steineri is the source of this 558-nucleotide messenger RNA. The record is from the annotation of a GenBank genome assembly. NCBI's taxonomy places the organism in Eukaryota, Metazoa, Rotifera, Eurotatoria, Adinetida, Adinetidae.